CUCGUCGGUGGCAAGUCGCCGUCUCCGAGUAAAGUCCCGGAUAAAAGGCCCUCGAUCUGAGUCUAAGCCUCCUCCUUCGCGUGUGUGAGACUGCAAACAUUUCCCGUACUGCUUUUUUGAUUUAAAAAAUCACAGAAUAGUGCUAUUGCUGCUGCUUGAAAAACAAAAUACAAAGUGCAACAACCUAAAAAUAAAUGAAUUAAUUUAAUGUGCUGAAUGUGAUAGUGAUUUGAAUAACUUCAUAACUUAUAACUUAUUGGAACUUAUAAUAUGGAUUUUAUCAAAAGAAUCUCCUCAGCCUUGCAUACUUUUAUGGUCGAAUGCCUGGCAGAGUGAGUGUGUGAAAAGCGGCAGAGCAAAAAGAUACAAAAUGCGAGGAGCAAAAGUGAGGCCAAUAAAAAGGCGAUAAAAUUGACGCCGAUACAGGAGGAGCAGGACAGCAGGAGGAAGAGCCCCUUGUCGGAAGAGAAACGAUAAGCGUAUCCUGUCGGCAGAGUGCAUAAAAAGGCGAUAUAUAUUCCGGUGUCCCGUGUUUGUUGCUGCAGCCUCUGAUAGCCAGCGAUUCAAAUGCCUUGGUGAUUAAUGGGCCAUUGGCCAUUGCCGACGGGAUGCGCAUAAUUCAGCCGGGCCGGAGGACCAGAUACGGCCCAUGGCCGGCCGUGGGACUGCGGCUACUCCUGGCCCUAGCCUGGACAACGUCGGCAGCGGCGGCCAUGGAGUCCUCGGCCGAGCUCCAGGCCCUGGGCUACGAGGCAAUUAGGCCAGGUGCGGCUGCCUCAAUUAGCACAUUCACAUCCACAUUCCCAGCCACGUCCAGUUUGCCACCCGGAGAAUCGACAGCAACAUCGACUGUAACUGCCGGGGGCAUUUCGAUUCCCCCGCGCUCCGACUGGAAGUACAAACGGACGAAAGUCAAGCGCCGCCAGCAGCGCCUCAAUUCGCACAGCAAUCUGCCCGGGAGCACCAAUGCCUCCCAUCCGCACCACAUCCUCAGCCUACCGCCCAGGCAGCGCUACCUGAAGGUCAACCAGGUGUUCGAGGACGAGCGCCGCAUGUCGCCGGCCGAAAUGCAGCGCAAUCAUGGCAAAAUCGUGCUGCUCGGUCUCUUUGAGCUCUCCACGUCGCGGGGACCACGUCCGGAUGGCCUGAGCGAACUGGGAGCCGCCACCAUGGCCGUGGAGCACAUCAACCGCAAGCGCCUGCUGCCCGGCUACACCUUGGAGCUGGUGACCAACGACACUCAGUGUGAUCCCGGAGUGGGCGUGGAUCGCUUCUUCCACGCCAUCUACACACAGCCGUCUACGCGGAUGGUGAUGCUGCUGGGAUCGGCCUGCUCGGAGGUCACCGAGAGCCUGGCGAAGGUGGUGCCCUACUGGAACAUCGUGCAGGUCUCCUUCGGUUCCACAUCGCCGGCGCUGAGCGACAGAAGGGAGUUCCCCUACUUCUACAGGACGGUGGCCCCGGACUCCUCGCACAACCCGGCGCGCAUCGCCUUCAUCCGCAAGUUCGGCUGGGGCACGGUGACCACCUUCUCGCAGAACGAGGAGGUCCACUCGCUGGCGGUGAACAACCUGGUCACCGAGCUGGAGGCGGCCAACAUAUCCUGCGCCGCCACCAUCACCUUUGCGGCCACCGACUUCAAGGAGCAGCUGCUGCUCCUCCGGGAGACGGACACGCGCAUCAUCAUCGGCAGCUUCUCCCAGGAACUGGCCCCCCAGAUCCUGUGCGAGGCCUACAGGCUUCGCAUGUUCGGGGCGGACUACGCCUGGAUCCUCCACGAGAGCAUGGGCGCCCCCUGGUGGCCGGACCAGCGCACCGCCUGCUCCAACCACGAGCUGCAGCUGGCCGUCGAGAACCUCAUCGUGGUGUCCACGCACAACAGCAUCGUAGGAAAUAACGUCAGCUACAGCGGACUUAACAAUCACAUGUUCAACUCGCAGCUGCGCAAGCAAUCCGCCCAGUUCCACGGCCAGGAUGGCUUUGGAUCCGGCUCUGGCUCCAGGAUCAGUAUCACGGCACCGCAAUCGGCUUCGCGCCGGCGGAGGCGGAGGGGCGUGGGCGGCAGCGGGGGCCACCUCUUCCCGGAGGCCAUCUCGCAGUAUGCCCCGCAGACCUACGACGCAGUGUGGGCCAUUGCUCUGGCCCUGAGAGCCGCCGAGGAGCACUGGCGGCGCAACGAGGAGCAGUCGAAGCUGGACGGAUUCGACUAUACCCGCAGCGACAUGGCCUGGGAGUUCCUGCAGCAGAUGGGCAAGCUGCACUUCCUGGGAGUGUCGGGCCCCGUUUCCUUCAGCGGCCCGGACCGCGUUGGCACCACUGCCUUCUACCAAAUCCAGCGCGGCCUGCUGGAGCCCGUGGCCCUCUACUAUCCGGCCACGGAUGCCCUGGACUUCCGGUGCCCCCGCUGCCGGCCGGUGAAGUGGCACAGCGGGCAGGUGCCCAUCGCCAAGCGGGUGUUCAAGCUGCGGGUGGCCACCAUCGCGCCCCUGGCCUUCUACACCAUCGCCACCCUCUCGAGCGUGGGAAUCGCCCUGGCCAUCGCCUUCCUCGCCUUCAAUCUGCACUUUCGCAAGCUCAAGGCAAUUAAACUUUCCAGCCCCAAGCUGAGCAACAUCACCGCAGUGGGCUGCAUCCUUGUGUACGCCACCGUCAUCCUGUUGGGCCUGGACCACUCGACGCUGCCCUCGGCGGAGGACUCCUUCGCCACGGUCUGCACGGCCCGUGUCUAUCUGCUCUCCGCCGGAUUCUCGCUGGCCUUUGGAUCGAUGUUCGCCAAGACCUACAGGGUCCACCGGAUCUUCACGAGAACCGGCAGCGUUUUCAAGGACAAGAUGCUGCAGGACAUCCAGCUGAUCCUGCUGGUGGGAGGCUUGCUCCUGGUGGAUGCACUUCUCGUAACUCUCUGGGUGGUCACCGAUCCCAUGGAGCGGCACCUCCACAACCUGACGCUCGAGAUCAGCGCCAUCGACCGAAGUGUCGUCUACCAGCCGCAGGUCGAGGUAUGUCGUUCACAGCACACGCAAACGUGGCUAAGUGUGCUGUACGCCUACAAGGGUCUCCUCCUCGUGGUGGGUGUCUACAUGGCCUGGGAGACGCGCCACGUAAAGAUCCCUGCCCUCAACGACUCCCAGUACAUCGGCGUGUCCGUCUACAGUGUAGUCAUCACCAGCGCCAUUGUCGUGGUACUGGCCAACUUGAUUUCGGAGCGAGUCACCCUGGCCUUCAUCACCAUCACGGCCCUGAUCCUAACCAGCACCACAGCCACGUUAUGCCUGCUCUUCAUCCCAAAGCUUCAUGACAUCUGGGCGAGAAACGACAUAAUCGACCCCGUUAUCCACAGCAUGGGUCUGAAGAUGGAGUGCAACACCCGGCGAUUCGUGGUGGAUGAUCGUCGGGAGCUGCAGUACCGAGUGGAGGUGCAAAACAGGGUCUACAAAAAGGAGAUACAAGCCCUGGAUGCAGAGAUACGCAAGCUAGAGCGGCUCCUAGAAUCGGGACUGACCAACACCUCCACCACGACAUCAUCCUCAACAUCUCUGCUCGCCGGCGGAGGUCACCUGAAGCCGGAACUCACGGUCACCAGUGGCAUUUCGCAGACUCCGGCUGCCAGUAAGAACAGAACACCCAGCAUCUCGGGGAUACUCCCGAACCUUCUGCUCUCCGUGCUGCCACCGGUGAUUCCCCGGGCCAGUUGGCCCUCGGCGGAGUACAUGCAGAUCCCCAUGCGGCGGUCGGUGACCUUUGCCUCCCAGCCGCAACUGGAGGAGGCCUGCCUGCCGGCCCAGGAUUUGAUUAACCUCCGGUUAGCCCACCAGCAGGCCACGGAGGCCAAGACGGGCCUGAUGAACAGGCUGCGAGGCAUAUUUUCGAGGACCACUUCGAGCAACAAGGGAUCCACGGCCAGUCUGGCGGACCAGAAGGGUCUGAAGGCGGCCUUCAAGUCGCACAUGGGUCUGUUCACCCGCCUGAUUCCCUCCUCGCAAACGGCCUCCUGCAAUGCCAUCUACAACAGUCCCAACCCGGACUCCGCCCCCGUGGAGUCGUCCUCCCACCCGAACGGCAACCACCUGAAGCCCAUCCACCGGGGUUCCCUGACCAAGAGCGGCACCCACCUGGAUCACCUUACCAAGGAUCCGAACUUCCUGCCCAUCCCCACCAUUUCGGGGGGCGAGCAGGCGGCGGACCAGCAACUGGGCGGCAAGUAUGUAAAGCUGCUGGAGACCAAGGUGAACUUCCAGUUGCCCAGCAACCGGAGACCCUCGGUGGUGCAGGCGCCUCCCAGCUUAAGGGAGAGGGUGAGGGGCUCCCCGCGCUUUCCCCACCGCAUCCUGCCGCCCACCUGCAGCCUGAGUGCCCUGGCCGAAUCCGAGGACCGUCCCGGCGACAGCAGCUCUAUCUUGGGCAGCUGCAAGUCCAUACCUCGCAUCUCCCUGCAACAGGCCACCAGUGGGGGCACCUGGAAGUCCAUGGAGACGGCGGCCAAGUCGAGGCUGUCCCUCGGCGAUUCCCAGGAGGAGGAGCAGCAGCAGACGCCCUCCAACGGCCUGGAUUAGAUAAGAUGCCCUGUCCCUCGUCCAUCCCAGUCCAUGUUUUAGUCCUCGUCAAUUAGAGCGAAACACCAAGCAAUUAUUUAACGACACGCCCACGAAGUCUGCCCCAGAAAAGCGCGUGUGCAACUGACCAAUCAUCAGCUUAAAGCAAUCAAACGCAUUAGGGUAAACGCUAGAUAAGUCACGAUAGUCCCCUCCUUCGUCAUAGCUAGUCAUUUUCCUAAACGUAGCAGAAUCGGUAGACGGAGAAAAAUCAGUCCCUAGAAGUAGAACAGAAAUUUACAAAUUAAAGUAAGAGUUCGUCUAGAUAUUCGUGAUACGUUUUCCCGUGUCGGCAAAGUUUUCUAAAAACUAUCAUCAGUAAUCGCUUGAAUGGAACUCCUAGAACAUAAACUAACUCGAGAUGCCAAAUGUUUAGACCAAUUAUUUUAUGACACUUAAUUUAGAUAUUAUUUAACACUAUUUUAUAUUUUGGUGGAAAAAUAAUAUUAACUUGAAGAACUGCAACUUUGUUAUUGCUUGUGUUUUAAAUAUCAUUCUUAAAAAUUGAUAGGAUAAUAGGAUGAUAUUCAGACUCAAUCUCAACUCUCUGUGUAGAACCUCCUCCGCAAUGUGAUUGACCCUGGAAGGCGUAGAACCCCUCAUCUAGGCUAAGUAGAGGAGCUCGUCGGCCAGCUCCCGUUCUCCCCCGCCAGUUGUGAUCAGCCCGCUCCCUAACCUUCGACCCAACCCCUUCUCCUCUUAGUCUUAAGUAGCUGCAUUAGUGUUUGUUUUCUUGUUGUUGUGCCGCUGCAGGACGGCUGUGUCUGCGGUGUAUCUACAGUGUAUCCAGUGAGCAAUACUAAGUAUCGUACUUAAAGUUUAGACCUAGCAUUCGCGUCGGCCGAGAACCAGAAUCAGAACCAGUAUGAGAAUCGUAGAAGAGUAGGGGUGGCAGUCAGUCGGGCAGCAUGAUUAAUCAUUGCCGACGAACCAUGAAUCAUGCAGGAGUCCAGAGAUGUUGGGCGAAAGCCAAAACACUUGAGAACUGCUCAAGACUAAGCCGUAAGUUUUAGCAUUGUAAUCCAAUCCAACUCGAUUCCACUCCUCAAUCCAGCUAUCCGAAGUCCAAAGUCCUGAAACCACCUUCACCCCACUCGGAUACUUGAAUAAACAGAAAAGUCUAGGCAGAAAUGCCAAGCCAGAAUAAUGAUUAAUUA
Drosophila biarmipes is the source of this 5749-nucleotide messenger RNA. It is a transcript of the gene GABA-B-R3, whose product is annotated as gamma-aminobutyric acid type B receptor subunit 2. Lineage: Eukaryota; Metazoa; Arthropoda; Insecta; Diptera; Drosophilidae. Gene Ontology annotation, biological process: gamma-aminobutyric acid signaling pathway; G protein-coupled receptor signaling pathway. The transcript has 12 exons. Gene Ontology annotation, molecular function: G protein-coupled GABA receptor activity. Gene Ontology annotation, cellular component: G protein-coupled receptor heterodimeric complex; membrane. The record is from RefSeq and is a predicted model, not a curated record. Bases 609 to 4553 code for a protein of 1314 amino acids.